Messenger RNA from Ordospora colligata OC4, 1035 nucleotides. RefSeq lists its product as uncharacterized. The record is from RefSeq and is a predicted model, not a curated record. NCBI's taxonomy places the organism in Eukaryota, Fungi, Microsporidia, Ordosporidae. The coding region runs from base 1 to 1035 and encodes 344 amino acids. The transcript has a single exon.
AUGGAUCCACAACAGAAUAAUCAUAACAACGAAGACAUUGACACAGAAAAUACAGAACGUAUGAGGCAUAGACGACUUAUGGACAGCAAUACUAACACUAGUAAUACAAAUACCGCUACAAACAACACAACUGAUUCAAAUAGCAUAUAUACACUUGGUGGUGCAAUUUAUAGUACGAUAAGUGGCCAUACGCAAACAGCAAGGCAACACACAUGCAAAUAUAUUCACAAAUGUAUACAAAACAUACGCGAAUGGAUGCGCAAUAUCCAGAAUUUAUCAAUAACCACAGGUGGAUCUCAGAAUAUACCUCCGCACAUUCCAUGCAACAUUCUUUAUGCGAUUGCACAUAGGGCAUUACCUGAUAUUGCACUUGCAAUAGCAGUCCAUCAGAUAUGUGUGAUUUUAGGUAUGGCAUCUGUGGCAAACGCAGCAGCAGUUAUUGUGAAUGUGAUGUCAUUUGUGCUACCUGUAAUCAAUACAGUGUAUUUGGGGUAUAUAUCUGUCAAUAGCAUGGCACGAGUGAGCGGUAGUGGAGAUUUAAGGAGUAAUGAAACAGCAAGCAACAAUUCUCUAAAUGCAAGUGCACAAAAAAUGAUAAUGAUCAGGAACAUACCGAUGCUAAUUACCACUCUAAUGUGGAUAUUUACGAUGUACAAAUCAAUUGGUAACAACACACAAAGAAAUAUAGGAAAUAGUACAGGUAAUCGUGAUACAGAAAGCACUCAUACAAACAACAACACAUACUAUGUUAAGGUUGAUGAGCCUGUAUGGAUAGGUGUGAUGGCAAUGAUGUGCAUAUGUUCACAAUGCAUAGUAGUAAUUGGUGGAGAUGUGUCUAAAAUAACAGCCGUGGGUGUUUUUCUAUGCACAGUGCUAUCUAUUGCAGGAAUGGGCAUGAUUAAAGGCAGAACAAAUAGUAAUUCACCGAUUAGCAGAUUUGUGACAAAUGCAGGAACAAUAGGCAAGUGCAUUAUAAUGAUAAGUGGAAUAGUAAUGAUCAUGAUAGUCAAAUACAGCAUGAGAAUAAGCGUGUGA